AUGCAUAUAAUCCCUCUUAAGGAACGAAAAUUACCUUAAAUUUAGACUCUCUUAACACAACUUUUCCUUUUCUCUUCUGAAAUUAAAACUAUCUAGAUUAUUUCAGUAUCUUUCACUAAUUUAUAAGAGCAAAAAAAAGAUCCUUACACAAGGUACAUUUAAGAUUAGUUUUCUAUUUAAUAUAAAAAAGACCCCAUGAAAACGUCAAUGUGUUUUUGUUCUGGAGUAGUAACUGGAAGAAUAAUAGUAUCAUUUUUAUCAUGAUAUAUUAGCUGUUAAAGGUAAUUAAUUACAGUCAUCAUCAGAACUCCUCCCAUUAUCUAGAACACCCAACAGUAUUAAAAAGUUCAUUUGUAUCUUUCUAUAAGAAUUUAAGUUAAUUUAUUUACUUCAUUAUCUUUAGAAGAAAAGAAUAUUCAGUCAUAGAAGAAAUAUUCAUCUAAAUUAAGAUUAUAAUAUAAAGAGGAUUAGGUGUAUAUGGCAGUAGAACUACUCCACAAUUAAGAAACAUUGUAUAACCUAAUUCCUAAUUAUACAUUCUAAGAAUGAAAGUUUUGAGAUGA
Messenger RNA from Paramecium pentaurelia, 563 nucleotides. NCBI's taxonomy places the organism in Eukaryota, Ciliophora, Oligohymenophorea, Peniculida, Parameciidae. The record is from the annotation of a GenBank genome assembly.